Messenger RNA from Salarias fasciatus (jewelled blenny), 6005 nucleotides. Its product is annotated as A disintegrin and metalloproteinase with thrombospondin motifs 8. Gene Ontology annotation, biological process: extracellular matrix organization; proteolysis. The coding region runs from base 148 to 2973 and encodes 941 amino acids. The record is from RefSeq and is a predicted model, not a curated record. The transcript has 9 exons. NCBI's taxonomy places the organism in Eukaryota, Metazoa, Chordata, Actinopteri, Blenniiformes, Blenniidae. Gene Ontology annotation, molecular function: metalloendopeptidase activity; zinc ion binding.
ACAAGACGGACGACAAUCACCAACAGACACACUCUGACUCAACUUCACAGCACUGGGGGAGAAUAAAAAAACUGUUAAUCUGAGAAGAAAUCCUUCCCUUACGAGAGAUACCAGAGACACCGAGAGCUUUAUUCCUGAGCGCAGAAGAUGUGUGUCACUGUGCGCUUUGCCUUGUCGCUGCUGUGCGCCGUCAACGCGGCACUUGCGUCUCCGUUUGAAUCAGAGGAUGUGGUACCCGUGCGGAUAAACGCCAGAGUCCGCGGACGCUUCUGGAAGAGAAGCGAGGAGCAGCCGCGCUUCGUCCUCAGUGCGUUUGGCAGGGACUUGACCCUCCACCUGGUUCCGGACACCAGCUUCAUCGCGCCGUCCUUCACCGUGGAGCGCCUUUUACGCAGCCCCUCAGGUGCUCGACCUGCCCUCCAGAAACCACUCAACCGGACGCAGGAGAGCGCGGAGCAGCUGAGGAGCUGCUUCUACUCCGGCAGCGUGGAUCAGGAUCAGAACUCGGUUGUGGCUGUCAGUUUGUGCUCGGGCAUCUUUGGCUCCUUCAUCACGGAGGGGAAAGAGUAUUUAAUCGAGCCCAAACUCGGCGGCGGCGGUGAUCCGGGGCCAGAUUCCACCGAGCAGCUACAUGUCAUCAAGAGAAGGACGCACACCGACAGCCACACCGUCCCUCUCCGGUUUGACGGUGCGGAGGAGGAGACGGCGGAGGAGCACGACGGGGAAAGUUUUACGCACGGCCGCAGUGACGCACGGACGGAACCGCGCCGGAGACGCUUUGUUUCCGCGCCUCGGUUCAUAGAGACCCUGGUGGUAGCAGACUCCUCCAUGACCCACUUCUACGGAGAUGAAAUAAAGCACUACAUCCUCACCCUCCUGUCCAUGGCGGCCCAGCUUUACAAACACCCCAGCAUUAAGAACUCAGUGAACAUGGUGGUGGUGAAGAUGCUGGUGGUGGAGGACGAGGACCUUGGUCCAGAAGUCUCCAGCAAUGGGGGCAUGACCCUGAGGAACUUCUGCUCCUGGCAGCAGCACCUUAACCCGCCAAGCCAGAGGCAUCCAGAGCACUACGACACUGCCAUGCUGUUCACCAGAGAGGACAUCUGCGGACAGAAGAGCUGCGACACUCUGGGCGUGGCCGACGUCGGGACGAUGUGUGAUCCCAAGAGGAGCUGCUCGGUCAUCGAGGACAACGGCCUGCAAGCUGCCUUCACAGCUGCACAUGAGCUGGGUCACGUGUUGAGCAUGCCCCACGACGACUCCAAGACGUGCGAGAGGCUGUUCGGCGAUCUGGGAGGAAACCACUUGAUGGCUCCUCUGUUCGUCAACCUCAACAAGACGGCGCCGUGGUCCCCCUGCAGCGCGCUCUACAUCACCGAGUUCUUUGACAACGGGCACGGGGACUGCCUACUGGACGUCCCGGACAGCUCCAUGCCCCUCCCGAGAGAGCUGCCGGGCUCCAAGUACAGCCUGGACCAGCAGUGCCAGCAGAUCUUUGGAGAGGAGUUCAUACACUGCCCCAACACCUCCGAGAGCGACGUCUGCAGCCAGCUGUGGUGCCAGGAGGACGGCACGUUGCAGUGCUCCACCAAGAACGGCAGCUUGCCCUGGGCUGACGGCACCCCCUGCGGCCCCAACGGCACCUGCCUCCACGGAGCGUGCAUGCCCACCCAGGAAGUGAUGAAGCCACUGACGGUUGUGGACGGCGGCUGGAGCUCGUGGGGACCGUGGCAGCAGUGCUCCCGGACCUGCGGGGGCGGGGUGGAGUUCUCGUACCGGGAGUGCUCCGACCCCGUGCCCCAGAAUGGAGGGAAGUACUGCGAGGGCCAGAGGGUUCAGUACCAGUCCUGCAACAUCCAGCCAUGCGACAACAGCCAAGAAAAGAGCUUCAGAGAGGAACAGUGUGAGAAGUACAACAGCCUCAACUACCUGGACUAUAAUGGCAACAUGAAGCAGUGGAUACCAAAGUAUGCUGGAGUUUCUCCCAGAGACAGAUGCAAGCUGUUCUGCAGGGCCCGGGGAAGCAGUGAAUUCAAGGUGUUUGAAUCCAAGGUGACCGACGGGACGACCUGCGGUCCCGAUACCACGUCGGUGUGUGUUCAAGGUCAGUGUGUGAAGGCGGGCUGUGACCAGGUGAUCGGGUCCAACAAAAGGGUGGAUAAGUGUGGAGUUUGCGGAGGAAGUGGACUCACCUGCAGAAAGAUUACAGGGUCCUACAACAAAGCAACCUAUGGAUACAGUGACAUCGUCACAGUUCCCAUUGGUGCAACAAAUAUCGACAUUAAACAGCGGAGCCACAAAGGAAUCAAACACGAUGGAAACUACCUGGCAGUAAAGAGGGAAGCUGGAGGGUACAUCCUCAACGGGAACUUCUCCGUGUCCACGGUGGAGCAGGACAUUCCUGUGCUGGGUGCAGUGCUCAAGUACAGCGGCUCCUCCACCACUCUGGAGAGGAUUCAGAGCUUCCGGCAGCUGAAGGAGGCCGUCACAAUCCAACUGCUCGCCACUGCCGGCGACGCUAACCCUCCGAAGGUGAAGUAUUCCUUUUUCAUCCCUAGAGACGUUACCUUUAACAAGUCGAAGGAAAGGAACAGCUUGUCGUCCUCCAUGCACAUGAUCCAUCCGUUCGGGAUGCCUGAGUGGGUGCUGGGAGAGUGGUCCGAGUGCUCCAAGAGCUGCGGCUCCGGAUGGUCCAGGAGGAACGUGGAGUGCAGGGACAGCGAGGGCUUCCUCUCCAGCCUGUGCGACCAUGACUUGAAGCCCACGGACAUCCGGCCAUGUGGGGAUCUGCCGUGCCCCAUGUGGCAGAUGGGUCCGUGGUCUUCCUGCUCACGAACUUGUGGCCAGGGGGAGCGCCGCCGCAGCGUCGUCUGCAUAGACUACACUGGGAAGACUGUGGAGGCAGAGAAGUGCGAUCCCAACAAAAUCCCAGAGCCAGUUUCAGGAGAGUGCUUCAACCACGACUGCUUAUGAAGAACCAGAUUACCAUGAACUUUGCGUGCACUCACCAACUGAUGGAUGACAGAACUUCAUACACCAGGAACAGGUCCCGGUGCCCCAUGGCUGAAGCGACAGAGCCACGGCAAACUGGUACAAACUAGAAAGAGACACACAGUGACUACAGAGACGCUCAAAACAGGAGACGCAGGAGGAAUGCAAAGGUCCACGACAGGGUCAAGACCAAGAGACGACUUCAACAAGAUACAAGAUCAAGACUCCAACCAAGAUGAACGAAAAUCCUGCUUCAAGACAUUAAGCAACUACUAAGACAGUUGAACCUCAGAGCAAAGUAAACCAAUUUAAAGGGACAUAAAACAAAAAAGUGUCUCAAAUUAACUGCAUAAUAGCAUAGAAUUAAUUAAAUUAAAAACUUCAAUAGCUGCAGGACACCAACUUGAUUUUCUUUUGUUGAAAAUUUGGAAGUUAUGAUUCUGAAAAAUUCUGAGAUUCUGCAGAAAAUACUGUUUUCUGCAGUUGGUAGUCUUCUUGUGGGCCUUUGGGGAUCUUCCCUCUGCAGGAGGAGUCAUACAUGUCAACACAUGGGGCCCAUUGUUUCAGUCCAUCCAUGUUUCCACCUUGUUACAUUGAGGGCUAUAACCUGAAAAAUGUCUUGUCAUCUUUUGUCAACAUUAGACAACCACUAGAACAAUUUGAAGCGAUGGAAAUCUACCUCAAGCUGUGCAGUGAUUUGAAAGUGAAUUCACCACUAUGUUUUCCUCUUAUUUUUUCUCUUCAUGAGCUGAAUUACAGUCACUUUAAUCUGGCUUUCUCAAUGGGAGUUUUUAAAAACCAACAUCGAAGAUUAAACACAGAUUGUUAUACACUAAAGGCAAUUGGUAUCUACCCCGUUUGAAAUUAAAUUAAAUCUAUACAUUGAGUGCAAAUCAGUAGAUUGAUCCUUGCACUCUCACUGAAAUGGUGUCAUAGUAGUAAUAGUAUAAAGAUUAGUGAAGGUUUGGACUAGAGCUGAUGGGAGACUCCAAGGUGACUGAGUAAAUGUUAGUUCUUUGGCCAAAUGGCCAAAAAGAAACUUAGACUUUGAAUUUUCUCCCUUGGUUUAGUUUUUCUUUUUCGGAAGAUUGCUUCAAAAAUCAAAAGGUUACGCUCGUUGCUGACCAUAAAUUAACUAUACAUGUCUUGACCUUCUUCUGUGUCAGACCUAUAAUGGAUUAACAAUCCUGACAGGGAGCGAAUGAUCCUUCAUCUAUUUUAUAUCAAACUUCAUCCAGUUCGGGGUCACACUGGAGCCAGUCAAUUGCAAGGCAAAGAGAGUCACACACCUAGGGGCAAGUUUCGGUCACCGGUCAACCUCAAAUGGAUUAUUUAGGACUGUGGCAGAAAACCGGAGCACACAGGUAAAAUAUCCAAGCUCCUUUCAGAAAACCCUGGUCAGUAGAUGAACCCAGACCUCCUGCUUGUGAAGUGAGAGUGCAAACCACUGCUCCACCGUGUGGCCUGUUAGCAUUUCCUUUAGUUUUUCAUUUGUUUUUAUUCGUUUUUUAAAUUCUAAUCAAAAAGCCAAACUAUUUGACCAUCAUGCCGAUUAUGAAGGAAGUAAAUGGGGGAAAACAUCCAGUGUUGAAAACUUUUUGAGUACAGUCACUGUACGUGUGAUGCUAUGUACAGAAGCUAAAUGAAGGUGUGGUGUGUGUUUUCUCCAGAAUGAGAAGCUUUCCAGUCCCUCUUCAAUAGAUAAUAACUUUAUGGACAGUCCACGGUUUGAUUCCCUGAGUUACCCGUCAGUCUUUGCAGAACUCGAACCUGCUGUCUGACUCCAGCACCUCCACAGAACUCCCUCCAAACCCAUUAAAUCCCCUGUUUCUGAGAUAAAUCCAUGAGUAUUACAGCGCUCACAUUCAAAUGUCUCUGGAAAAUGUGCUUAUAUGAUCUGAGAUGAAUGUUUUUAUGAUUAAAAUGAACAUUGUGGACCUGUGGUCAAACCACGCACUGACAGUUCAUUAAUAAUAAUAAUAAUGCAUUGGUUUUAUAUAGACUUGAAGAGGAGACACUUGUAGCCAUCAUCAAGUCGGAUCCUGAUCUGGAUGCAGAAAAUUAAUAACUAAUCCCCCAUAUACGCGGCAACAAUUUCAAGUGAAAGCGCAAUACUUUUGUUGCAUUUUGUGUGUCUGUUUACAUGACAACGGUGCUCAGAGUCACUGAAAAUGCAGCUUUUUGAAAUCGACUCCCAAGAUUCAACUUCUCGAGUGUCCAGAUUCUCCUGGACUUGGUAGUUUUAUAGUUGACAGUCAUCCGGACAUCAUUUUCCUGGUGUUGCUGUGUAACCGUGAAACUUUUCAGAAACAAAAACACCAACAGGAAGUGUCUUCACUUGAAAAGUUGUUGUUUAAACGGUUAAAAUUGUGAGUUUACACACUGUGUAAAGAUAGUUAGUGGUCAUUACUGACCAGAAAACCCCCUGACAGAGAAUCUUCCUCUGCCCCGUAGUUAAAUUUCAGCCUUUCCUUGCCUUUGGUGUAUUGCAAUGCAGUAGACACUAUUAGCAAUGCUCACAGUCUAUGAUGCAAAAAAUGUUUAUUUGGAUGUGUUAAUACUAAGUUAAGUGAUGAGCAUACUACUAUCUAUCUUAUGUAUGAAAAAUAACUAAGUUUAUCCAGACUUUUUGUUGUUGUCGUUGUUGUUCUGGCACCAUAUGGUCACAGUUGUUUUCAGACUCUUGUAUGUAUAUUUGAUUUCUUCAUUCCUGUUGUUAAUUUACAGUAUGUUAUAAAAGAUGGCGUAGUAGGCCUAUAUCCCUUCAGUGAAGGUCCAUACUUUUUUAUUAUUACAGCUUCCUUUUAAGCUAUUUAUUUUUGUAAAGUUUUUACUUUAAAUGUGUAAUUAACUUGGCAGAUGCUGCUGUCGUUUGACAUUUUCUUUUGUCUAUAAAGUGGUCAAAUAAACACGUCAAUACCUGGUGCUCCAUUACUGUGUAUCCGCCGUGACAGCCCAAGAGAAACAUGUCUAAUCCUAAUCCAAAUAAGCUGGGACAAUGUUUUUUUUUUAAA